AUGAUUUAUAUUCUCCGGACGUUUUCCGGACAAACAGAUCUCAAAUUAUUCGGUCAAACGAGCGAUGAAUUCAUUAAUGAAGAGUUGAUUCAAAGAGAAGACAAUACAAGACAUGAAACACAAGACAAUAGAGAGAAGACAAGCGCUGAAGAAGUGGUCGACUCUGAAGACAACGAAUCAAAUGAUGGCAUCGAUUGUCAUAUUAAUGAUGAGAUAGACGUUGGAAGUGAUGCCGAAGACAAUGAAGACAACUGUCAAAUAACUGAAGACUUGAUUAAUAAAAACAUUCAAUUGAAUCGCGAAUCAAUUAAUAGUCAAAUAGUCGAUGAUUUGAACACAAAAUCAGAUAACAAGAGCACGACUGUGACAGGCGUUGGAAGUGAUGCCGAAGACAAUCAUAUUAACGAAGACUUGAAUAAUAAAACUAAUGAAUUGAAUGAUAACUUAAGUGGUAAUCAAAGAGGGAGUGAAUUGAACACAACAUAUAAUACACGGAAACCAAAGUACACUUCAAUUGAUAGCGAAGACAAUGACAGCGAAUCUGAAGAAUUGAGUGAUAAUGAAAUGGAUGCUAAUUCUAGUGAUAAAAAAAUGUCUGGAAAACCGUCGCGAAAAAGUGGUGUAUUUGUGUGCGAUUACGAGGGCUGUGACGUGUCCUUCCGUGACUCGUAUUUCUUAAAAAGGCACGCAUUUUGUCAUUUGAGUGCAAAAACCAAGACAUCGAUGGUAUAUAAGAGGAGACCCGACGGCCGGUACUUAUGUCUUAUGGAUGCCUGUAAUGAGGACUACAAAUACAGAGAUGCUCUCAGAUUACACCAAAUGUCACACUUGAAAGAGUGUUCGCAGACUGACUGUUCGAAUGAGUUGAUCGAAGACAAUGAGGACAACAAUCAUAUGAAUGAAGACUUGAAUAAUAAAACCAAUGAAUUGAAUGACAACUCAAGUGAUAAUCAAAACGCGAGUGAAUUAAACACAACAUAUAAUACACGGAAACGAAAGUACGCUUCAAGUGAUAGCGAAGACAAUGACAGCGAGUCUGAAGAAUAUAGACCUGAUUUGAGUGACAAUUCGGGUGACGAAUGGAUAGUUAGAAAACGGGUGCGAAAGGGACCGAAUGGGAAGUAUGUGUGCGACUACAAGGGCUGCGGUCGGGCUUUUAAUUUCUCUUCGGGCUUACGAUUGCAUGCGUUUAAACAUUUGAGCGCUAAGACCAGGAAAGCAUUGGUUUUUAAGAAGAGAUCCGACGGCCGAUACGUUUGUCUUAUGAGCGCCUGUAAUGGGGUUUAUAAACACAUUCGUAACCUUCGACAGCACCAAAUCUUACACUUGAAAGACAGUCCGAAUGAGUGGACCAAAGGACCCGACGGGAAGUAUGUGUGCCAUUACAAGGGCUGUUACCGGCAUUUCCCAGACGUGAGUGCACUAAAAAGUCACGCAUUUUGUCACUUGAAUGCGAAGACCAAGAAAUCAUUGGUUUUUAAGAAGAGAUCCGACGGCCGAUACGCGUGUGCUAUGGACUCCUGUAAUGCCGUCUAUAAACACAAGUAUAACCUUAGAGGUCAUCAAAUGUCACACUUGAAAGAGCCGUUUGCAGACAAUUGUGGAUCAGAUUUGAGUGACGAUGAAAUGGACGACAAGUCGGGAGAUGAAGUAGUUGGCAAAAAAUGGCCGCCAAAAGGACCCGACGGGAAGUAUGUCUGCGACUAUAAGGGCUGUGACCGGGAAUUCCUGUUUGUGAGAUCCCUAAAAAUGCACGCGUUUUGUCACUUGAAUGCGAAGACCAAGAAAUCAUUGGUUUUUGAGAAGAGAUCCGACGGCCGAUACGCGUGUCUUAUGGACGCCUGUAAUGCGGUUUACAAACACAUUCAACACCUCAGAGGUCAUCAAAUGUCACACUUGAAUGAGCCGUUUGCAGACUAUUAUGAAUCAGAUUUGAGUGAUAAUGAAAUGGACGACCACUGGAUUGGAUGGAAACCCACCCGAAAAGGACCCGACAAUAAGUUUGUGUGUGACUAUAGAGCCUGUGGGACAUCCUUUAGGAUACUGAAUGAACUACGAAAGCAUGCGUUCAGACAUUUGAGUGCAAAGCGUAGGAAAACAUUGGCUUUUAAAAGACGAUCCGAUGGCAUAUAUGUGUGCUUUUGGGGCGAAUGUAUUAAGACAUACAAAACUAGCGGUGAAAUCAGAGGACAUGUAAUGUCACAUUUGGAGCACUCGUUAAAAGGAGUCGACGGGAAGUUUGUAUGUAAAUACAAGAACUGCGGCCGUGCUUUCCGGUCCGCUUUUUUCUUACAACGGCACGCGUUCUGUCACUUGAGUGCUAACAUCAAGACAUCGAUGGUGUUUAAGAUACGGCCCGACAACCGAAUUGUGUGUCUUAUGGACGACUGUAAUAAAGUCUACGAACAAAUGAUUAGUCUUAGAGGCCAUCAAAUGUCACACUUGAAAGCGCCGUUUGUAGACAAUUGUGGAUCAGAUUUAAGUGAUAAUGAAAUGGACGAUAAAUGUGAUGAUCAUUGGAUUGGUUGGAAACCCACCCGAAAACCUGACGGCCGGUAUGUGUGUGACUAUAGAGGCUGUGGGACGCCGUGUCGAACACGUGGGGCAACACAAAUGCAUGCAUUCAAACAUUUGAGUGCAAAGCUUAAGAAAUCAUUGGCUUUUAAGAGACGAUCCGACGGCAUAUUUGUGUGUCUUUGGGGCGAAUGUAUUAAGACAUUCAAAGAUAGAUCUCAUCUCCAGUCGCACCAAAUGUCUCAUUUAGAAGACCCGUUAAAGUGGUCGCAGACCUGUUGUCGCAAUGAAUUGACAGAAGAAUUAAAUGACGAAUCAAUGGAAAGCCAAAGAGUGAGUGAAUUAAACACAGAAACUAAUGGCAAACGAAAACACAAAUCAGCGGAAAGUGAAGAGAAUGGCAGCGAAACUGAAGAAUACGGUUCCGGUUUGAGUGACAAUGAAAUGGACGAUAAAUCGGGCGACGAAUGGAUGGGUGGGAAACGGUUGCGAAAAAGACGGAAUGGGAAGUAUGUGUGCGAUUACAGGGGCUGUGGUUCGCAAUUCAAACUGCCCGCACAAUUGCGAAUGCAUUCGUUUAAACACUUGACAGCAAAGGCAAAGAAAUCGCUGAUCUAUAAGAUGAGAUCCGACGGCCAGUUUGUAUGUCUUAUGGGCGCCUGUAAUGCGGUAUUCAAACGGAUUGAUAGCCUCAGAGGCCAUCAAAUGUCACACUUGAGAGAGCCGUUAAAGUGUCCGCAAACCGAUUGUCCGUUUGUAGCCAUCACUCGAGUGGCCCUUCAAAAGCAUGUGAUUAUACACCCGAAGCCAUACGUGUGCGACACGUGUGGCCUAAAGUUGAGAAGCAAUGGAUAUUUAACUCAACACAAGCGCAGACAUAACGACGCUUUGAAAUACGGGUGCGAUUGGCCGGAGUGUGGCCGACUGUUUGCAGAAAAAUGCCUAUUAAGAGAUCACGUGAAUACACAUACAAGUGCUGUUCACCACCCGUGCGAAUGGCCCGGUUGUGGACAAACAUAUACAAAAAUAGGGUCUCUAAGAAUACAUGUGCUUAGAGUGCAUAAAGGGAUGGCUGAGUAUCGGUGCCAUUGGCCAGAGUGUGACUAUAAGACCACAAAUCGCAUCCGACUUAACAAUCAUAUCCAUAGACAACACGAGGGUUUGGAUGACUACCAGUGCUCUCAUACGGGAUGUGAUUAUAAGACAUCAAAAUGUGGUCAAAUGGACGCACAUAUGAAGACUCACACAAAAUCGUGA
Messenger RNA from Medioppia subpectinata, 3771 nucleotides. Lineage: Eukaryota; Metazoa; Arthropoda; Arachnida; Sarcoptiformes; Oppiidae. The record is from the annotation of a GenBank genome assembly.